AUGUCUGUCUUCUUCGAAGAGCUCUUGAAUCAGCCAAAUGUCAUCAUCACUGCCCGGCCCAACGCACGGCUUCCUCCUCGGCUAGAUCCUCUCGACCUCGAGUUGGAAACCAUUGGAUUCUACCCGGACCAAAUCACGGCCUACAUUGAAAACACCUUUACCGAUCGAGAAACGAGCGAACGCGAUUUGGAAAAGAUCAAAGAGGUUCAAUCGUUUCUGCAACGCCAUCCGCUCAUGCAAGGUCUAAUGCGUAUCCCGAUCCAGCUAGAUGCGUUUUGCUAUACCUGGAAUGGUUUUCCUCGGGCAGGUGUGCCGGAGACCAUGACAGCUGUCUACAAAGCUAUCGAGGAGAGUCUGUGGAAAAAAGAUAUCUUGAAGCUACAGAAAAAGAAGGAUGGUGAGCCUGUAACGGGAGACCAGAUUAAGAAGGCUAGCCGGAAAAAGAUUGAAAGCUUCGUGGAGCAGGAGCUCAGAUUCCUUGAGUGCCUUGCCUUUUUGGGGUUCUAUGACGACGUGAUAGACUUCGAUUGGGAACUUCGAAACGCUGUUUCUGAUAGAUUUGCAUCAGAUCUCCUACUCGACAAAGAUCUGCCUUGUCUCUCAUUCCUACGAACGUCGGACCCUUCAUCAAACGACCAAGAUCGAAAUUACCACUUCUUACACCUCACGUUUCAAGAGUAUUUUGCAGCACGGUAUUUCAUUCGACAGUGGAAAGAUAAACAACAGCUCAAUUAUCUGCAACUCAGCCGUGACAAUUGUAACAAUAUGGAACCUGCCACUUUCCUUAAGAAGUAUAAAUACGAUCCUCGCUACGAUAUCUUCUGGCGCUUUGUCGCAGGAUUACUCGAUGCCGAUGACAUGGCCCUCGACUUCUUCCAGAUGAUUGAGAAGGAACCACGCGAUCUCCUAGGACCUACGCACCAACGCCUUAUCAUACAUUGCCUAAGCGAAGUUGAGCGGAAGGAGUCGAAUUUCACGGGACUUCGAGCGAGGCUAGAAAACCAACUAGAACAGUGGCUACUGUUUGAAUCCGAUUCUACGGGGAAUUCCGAACUAGUCCAUGAAAUGGAGUGUCCGGGGCAGGUCCUGUCCAAUGUAUUAACGCAAGCAUCUGAAGGCGCAAGAACGGUUCUUCUCGAAUCACUAUCUAGACGAACAGCAGUGCCGUUCAGUGUUAUAAAAGUCGUAUCUCCCUGGCUGACCAACCGCACCUCUGCACACCAAUGUGCUGCUAUCUUGCGUAUGUUAGGAAACCAGCAUAAUAACUUACCGGACAAGAUCCACCAAAGCAUCGCAGCACGGCUCGAGGAUGAGGACCGGGGCGUCCGGGAGGCAGCAAUGGGGGCGCUUGGAGGCCGCGCCGACCUCCCCGACCAGGUGCUCCAAAGCAUCGCAGCACGGCUCGAGGAUGAGGACCGGGGCGUCCGGGGGGCAGCAAUCGACGCGCUUGGAGGCCGCGCCGACCUCCCCGACCAGGUGCUCCAAAGCAUCGCAGCACGGCUCGAGGAUGAGGACCAGGGCGUCCGGAAGGCAGCAAUCGACGCGCUUCUAUAUCAAUCAGCAUUACCGUUACAUAUCCUCAUCCCAUAUAUCCGAUCCUUUUACGACGCUUUACUCCAGAAGAGCUUCAGGGAGCAUUUAUACUGGUACGCUUCGGAAAGUAGUUUUAUAGGGACUAAUCUUGGACAUAUUUCUUUAACCGGCGAGCAACAUAACGUAAAGGAGGCGGUGAGGAAGCUACUGUUAGAGAAGGGCGCUGCCAACGCCAUAAAACAACUCAUUCGUUCUACGUUCAUAUUCGCACUUUUCUCUUUCCAGUUUUUUUUAUCUUUAAACAUAGCGUGCCACCAGAAGGGUCCGGGAGAACGUGUGAAUAUAUACUUGUUUGUGAGUUCUAGCAUCUUCCAGAUAUUUAUUUCUCACAAAAUAAUAACUCACUUGCUACUGACCUCAUUCUACAUUGAGCGUCAACUCUCGUCACGUUAUCAUCAUGCGAAGAGAACUAUUGUGCCGCCUUUGGAGGGCUCCUCCGGACUGGCUCAUUGUAUCACACUCUUACCGCUCCGCCGCAUGCUGAUAAUGUGUAGGCUACAACUCACGACCCCACAGCCGAUCAUGAUCUGCACGUGGACCCACUGUCACGGCGGUUGGCUUGCGUCAGCAUCAGACGACAACACCAUCAAGAUCUGGGAUGCGGCAACGGGGUCAUGUACCCAGACGCUUGAGGGACAUCGCCAUUCCGUCUGGUCGGUAGCGUCUUCCCUCAACUCGAAGGUGAUUGCAUCCAAGUCAGAUGAUGCCAACCCCCCACAUUAUCAAGGCUAUGGGAUAGACUUGAGCCAAAGAUGGAUUACGAGGGGCUCAGAAAACUGGCUAUGGCUGCCUCUGGAAUAUCAGUCAAGGCGUUCAGCUGUAGCGGCAUCAACAGUUGCUAAUGGCUGUUCUUCGGGACGCGUCCUAACUAUCACGUUCACGACAGACAGCUAA
Messenger RNA from Podospora anserina S mat+, 2487 nucleotides. RefSeq lists its product as uncharacterized. The transcript has 2 exons. The record is from RefSeq and is a predicted model, not a curated record. Lineage: Eukaryota; Fungi; Ascomycota; Sordariomycetes; Sordariales; Podosporaceae. Gene Ontology annotation, molecular function: protein binding. Bases 1 to 2487 code for a protein of 828 amino acids.